Molecule: messenger RNA, 1490 nt
Organism: Seminavis robusta
Lineage: Eukaryota; Bacillariophyta; Bacillariophyceae; Naviculales; Naviculaceae
Source: the annotation of a GenBank genome assembly
CCAUGGUAGGAAUUCUACAGGUCCGCGCUUUUUUCGUCUUUCAAAAAAGAGCCCUCUUCCUUUCAACAUCACUUUUCAGUUCCGUUCGAAACCAUCGCAACACCAAGAACGGACAUCGAGCACCAUGGCCAAAAACAUUAUCACCACCACAAGACGAGCAAUGCUUGGCUUCUUUCUCCUCGGUACACUACUACAAGCAGUAACAGCCUCUACUACUGAGAGUAGUCGACGUUUAUUGCGCAAUGACAAUAAUAAUAAGAAUUUGAAGAGUUAUUUGCGAUGCCACGACGAACAACAUUCCUGUGGCGACAACAACCACCGCAUUCAACUGUGUCAUUACAAUGGCAAGGAAUUCACAACCCUCUGUGUCCGAUCGCGCAGCAGUAUUGUGGAACACUUGCAUCCCGUCGAUUAUUGUGGGCCCUGUAUUUCUGAUCAUAAUGACAAUGCCAAAAAAGCCUUUGAGACGACCAAAGAAUUGCAAGAAGCGGUCGAUUGGUACUUGACAAUGGAUCCAGUGGCCCAACGUGCCGCCCACAAAGCAUUGGCCGCCACGUACGGCUAUCCCAUGGGACAAUGGAAUGUGGGCCGCAUUCAAAAUUUUCGUGGUUUGUUUGCCCGCAAAGUGAAUUUCAAUGAAGACUUGUCGCACUGGAACAUGUCAUCGGCCACCGAUUUGUCAUUCAUGUUUUGGCACGCCCACGCUUUUACGGGGACUGGCAUUGGACAAUGGGAUACAUCCAAUGUUCAAUCGCUGGAACGAACCUUUUUUGGCGCCGAAUCCUUCACGGCCGAUUUGAGUCAAUGGAAUACAUCCAGUGUCACCUCUCUCAUGGGAACCUUUUGGCGCGCCACUUCGUUCGACAGCGAUCUCUCGCGCUGGAAUACUACUGCUGUCACUACCAUGAGUCGAACCUUUUGCGAUGCCAUCCUGUUCAAUCAAGACUUGAGUGGUUGGGAGACACAAAAUGUCCGCGAUAUGAGUUUUAUGUUUCUCAAUGCCGUCCAAUUUCACCAACCCAAUCUGGGUGAGUGGAAUGUCCAAAAUGUCCAAACGUUCGAACGCAUGUUUGCCAAAGUACCCUACUAUGACAAUGUCACGGUACAACGGAAUCUGCUCCGGCAGUGGAAAUUGUCACCAACAGCUGUCACUACCCACAUGUUUACGGCACCCCACGACAAGUCGUUGCGCGCCCAACAACUCGAAUCCAAUCUACACGUCAGUCUGGACAAGCUCCUCCGAUUGGCGGCGGAUCAACACCACAAUAAUCGCACCCAAACACACGACAAUAAUGAAGAGGAACCCGACAUGGCCUUGUCGCGAGAAAUUCUCUGUCAUGGAGGGGUGUGUAUGUAAUCCAGAGACCAAACACUCGAAGAGCAUUCAGCAUGGAUGAUCAAACACACCAAUGGUAAGCGUCUCGGCUCGCCAAGGAACACAAUUUUGUACACUUUAUAAAUCAAUAUAGAAACUGACAGUUACAGUAUCC